Molecule: messenger RNA, 1416 nt
Organism: Penicillium samsonianum
Lineage: Eukaryota; Fungi; Ascomycota; Eurotiomycetes; Eurotiales; Aspergillaceae
Product: Major facilitator superfamily domain general substrate transporter
Exons: 11
Coding region: 1-1416 (471 amino acids)
Biological process (GO): transmembrane transport; dipeptide transport; allantoate transport
Cellular component (GO): plasma membrane
Molecular function (GO): dipeptide transmembrane transporter activity; allantoate transmembrane transporter activity
Source: RefSeq, a predicted model, not a curated record
AUGGGAGAACACAAUGUACAGGAGACCGCCGUCCCUCACGGGGAGAAGACAAUGCAUGACAAGGGAUGCGACGAUGCCGCAGAAAUGUUCAAUGGUGACCUGGUGGUUGAGUACAGCGCAAGAGAAGAGAGUAUCGUCCGCUGGAAGCUUGAUCUAUCGCUUGUCCCCAUGAUGCUCAUAAGUUACUUACUCUCUUUUGUCGACAAAGGGAUCUUAUCGACAGCCGCAGUGUAUGGGCUCCGAGAUGACUUGCGCCUUGUAGGUCAACAAUACAGCUGGUCCAACUCGAUAUUCUACUUCGGAUUUCUGGUCUGGCAGUACCCCAACUCUAUCUUCAUGCAGCGGCUACCCAUUGGCCGCUGGAUAGGAGGCAUGGUAUUCCUCUGGGGUGUGUGUGUCGCAGCCACGGCAGGCGUCACCAAUUUUGCUACGCUGGCCGUCGCCCGGUUUUUCCUGGGCCUCUUUGAGGCAUCAAACAACCCCGUGUUUACCCUCCUAGUAAGCCAGUACUAUACCAGGCAGGAGCAUGCAUUGCGUGCUUGCUUAUGGUGGGCUGGUGGCCCGAUCGCAGCGUUCAUCGGUGACGGCGUGUCGAAUGGAAUCGGCCAUUUCAAUGGCGCGUUGAGCAGAUGGCAAUAUCUGCAGAUCGCGGUUGUCAGGGUCUUGCAAAACCAUACCGGGCUGAAGAACAAACAGUACAAGAAAUACCAGGUCAUAGAAUGUUUCCGCGACCCCCAGGUCUUGAUGCUCUUUGCCAUUGUGUUCCUUCAAUGUAUUCCCGGCGGCGGAUUGACUGCUUUCAACAAAAUCAUUCUCACAGGACUUGGCUACUCAAGCGUCGAAUCGACAGUGGUUGCCAUGCCCGAGCAUGCUAUUCAACUUGUCUCAGUACUACUCGCUGGCGGAGUCUGUUCCUAUAUUGGCAAAGGACGAUGCAUCGCGAUGAUUUUGAGUAACAUUUGCGUGCUGGUUGGGAGUGUCCUACUCUACACUCUUCCCGCCGAAAGAAAAAUGUCGCGCCUGGGCGCCGUUUACUCGCUCCUCACAUGUACUGUCUCAUACAUCAUGUGCAUGUCAAUGAUCUCAUCCAACAUAGCUGGAUUCACUAAGAAGAUGACAGCAAGUGUUAUGAUUUUUGUUGGUUACUGUGUUGGCCAAAUUAUUACGCCGCAGUUCUUUAUCACUGCCGAAGCACCAACAUAUCCCACCGGAUUCCGGGCGUAUUUCGUGACCGCUUCGAUGAUGAUUGUCAUUCAAGCCGCUUUGAUGAUGUAUCUCAUAAAUGAGAAUCGACGUCGUGAUAAACGCAGCGAAGCACCGGUUAUCGCAGACCAGGGUAAUCAACAUCACAUCUUGGAGACUGAUUUGAUGGAUUUGACAGAUCGGGAGCAGCCGAACUUCAGAUACACUUGGUGA